Botrytis porri is the source of this 953-nucleotide messenger RNA. RefSeq lists its product as uncharacterized. The coding region runs from base 546 to 800 and encodes 84 amino acids. NCBI's taxonomy places the organism in Eukaryota, Fungi, Ascomycota, Leotiomycetes, Helotiales, Sclerotiniaceae. The transcript has 4 exons. The record is from RefSeq and is a predicted model, not a curated record.
UUUUGUUGAUCCUGUCUAGAUUUACCGGGUAGCCACGUCAGAAUAUCUGAAUAUCAAUUUAUUCACCAUUCUCCCUUUCCCCAGGAUUUGCUUUUGGAUGGCUUUUUGAGAAUCCGGGUAGUGGCAACCAGGGGGGUAGCUGGAAUUUCUCCAAUCACCACUCGGAAAGGCUUCAUGUACAGGGUUUGUAACAAUCCAUUGACAUCAUGAUAAAAUGAUAUCAGGAUCAUUGCGUUAAGUGUUACAGGAAAGUACGCAACAACAUUGAAUCUGCUUGAUCUUGAUCGAAAACAAGGUACUGCUUCAAUUGUUGCCUACUCUAAUCAAGUUUAGCAUCAUUCAAUCACCCCUCCUGUCGAUACUUGACGGAGUUUCGCUCCGGGGCGAAAGAAUCAAGCAGAUGGGAAGUUGAAAUGGCUAUAUAUACUUGGAUAUCUCCAGUCAAACUCUUUUAAAUCAUCAACAAGCAAUUCACAUCUUUCAAACAUUGAAACAAUUCAAACAACUCCAACAAUAUACCAAAUAAACCAUCAACCAAUCUCAAAAUGAGCGAAACAUACAAGCCAACUGAGCACGGAGGUCUCAAGGAGGACGGUACUCCAGACAAGAGAGUGGGAACUGGCGAGUUUGCUUACGGCCAAGUCGACCCAGUUGAAGCUGGAGCCAAGGGUGGAUCCACCAGCGACGCAAGCACUGAGAGCCCCUCCACCACUGGCAGCAGUGGUAGUGGUAAAGGCGAAUUUGCACACGGAAAGGUUGAUCCAGUCGAGGCUGGCAAGAAGGGAGGACAAGCUUCUUAGAUUGUCUCAAGAUUUAAUGAUGUCUGAACUUUCAAUGAUGGGAAUGUCGGCUGUGUACGACGAAAUAAUUUCGGAUAUCAUUAGUUCUAGGUUUAUGAUGAAUUAUGAUAACUGCGAAAUAUUGAGUUAGCAACAAUGAUAUAAUUUCAUAAC